AUGUCCGACGACCGUCGGAGCAACCAGCAGAGCCCUCAGCAGCCUGCUGGGGGCGCAGCGGUCUCGGUGGCGGGCGACGACAUCGGUCUCAGCGUGGACCUCGCCGAGCUCAUGCAGACGGACCCCGUCAAGGCGAAGUGGCAGCUCCAGGUCCACAAGGUAUCCCACUCGUUGGCCCUGACAGGCAGCAAGGCUCUUGGAAGGCAAAGGAACACUCUGAGGCUCUACGCAACCGAAGCGGACCAGAUGGGGCGGAGCGAGGGCGACAGCAUGAGGGAGCACGCCGAUCUCAACCAGGAGAUCGAGAAGCUCAUAUCCGAGAAUGCCUGGUUCACGAUGGCGAGGCCCGCGCUCGACGAGUUGCUCUUCAAGCUCAAGGAGAAGGGCAUCGACUUCCCCACCAAGGCCAAGAACGACUGCGCGGCACGUGCUAUCGCGGACUGGUCGCAGAACACGACAGAGAGUCUGGAGACCCGUGUGGCCAGCCUGCUCGACAUGGUCCAGGCGUGGCCGAAACCUGGGGAGGAGGCGACGUUUGACCCCUUGCAGCCUCGUGUGCGCCACAUGGAUGGCUCGCCGAAGGACCUCAUGGCUACGAUGAUGGAUACGGUGCUGAAGAAGGUGAUCAUACCGCUCCUCAAGGACGGUGCCAGCAGCUUCGACUGCUUGCUGAGGGUGAUCAGGAACAUCAUCACUAUGAUCUCGCAGGCCAGCGACGAGGAGAACCUCGACUUCGAGCCCUACGAGGAGUCGGGGGACACCAUGCUCUCGAUGCUCCGUGGCAUCGCGGUGGUCAUACAGCCUGACAUUGAACAGCAGCGCGAGCUCCAGGCCACCAACAAAGACUUCGACAAGCUUCAAGCGGCCUCUGCGAACCUGCAGCCAGGCGAACUCAGCGUCAUCGCAACGAUGAAGCAGAACGGCCACUACAAGACCCUCCUUGCGGAAUACAUGCGUUGCAAGCCCCACUAUGAUGAUAUCAUGCCCCGCUUGGCUGAGAGCCAGAAGCAGCUGACGGAGCUCGAGAUCACCCGAGGGUUCCAGGACAACAGCCUCAUCGUGCUGAAUGCUUGGAAGACGAAGCUCGGAGCGGAGAAUAAGAUACGCAGUGCCCAACUCAAAAGCAUGUCAGACUGCCUCGAGACCUCUACCAUGGCAGUGCUGACAGAUGCGCUCGACUCCGUCAAGAAGAAUACGCUUCCACAGAAUAUGGCAGCCAACUUGAGGGAGCUGCUCACGACGUGUAAGGAUGCCAAGUUCGAUAUCCCCUUCGCCGACGAGCUCAACGCUUUCGUAGAGGCCGCUUCUAAGAGACAGACGGUGGACAGCCAUACCACCAGCUUCUGCGACGCCAUGGGCUCGUUCAGCUUCACGGCCCCUCGCGACGCCCGCCAGGGGGCUGUAAGCAGCCUGGUCGGGAUGGCCAAGACCUACAUCGACUUCGGCGUGACGACGAAGAACCAGCGCGUCGAGGACGCGAUCUACGCCUUCCUGGGUAACACCAUGCUGCACAUGGGCAAGGACGAGGACUACAACCUCUUGGAGGGCACCUGCAGUUUCAUGAUGAGCCAGUGCCAGCUCUGCUCGAUCCUGCUGGACGUCGUGGGUGAAGUGCGCCACGACAUGGUAGCGACCAAGACGGCCUUGAAUACGCUGAGCGGCCUGCAGUGGGACUUCACCAACGUGUACAACUACAUGAAGCUCGGCGACGACGCCGAAAAGCGCAUCAUGGCCGACAAGAGCUCCGUGGCCCUCAAGCGCUUCGUGGCGGCGAAGGAGGCCAUGCUUCAGGCGAAGGAUGACAUCUUUCCUGCGUUCUUCGGGCGCUGGUGCGACGAGGUGAAUGACAUGGCAGCGCAGGCUAAGGAGCUAGACUGCACUGCGCACGUUGAUAAGUUCGCGAAUGCUGCCGCCAAGCUCGCUCGAGAGUUCGUCUGGGGGUGCGCCUCAGGCAAGUGGUAUGAUGGGCUCUCGACCGACGACCCGUCCAAGUUGCCCGACUACCACGAGCGCGCCAAGACAUCGCUCUACCCGAACUGCUCACCGUCCAAAGCGAAGACCGAGAUCGACAGCUUGAAUCACAGGAUGGAGGCUGCGACCUCCGCCAUGAAGAUGCACCUUGACGUGGACGAGGGUCGCGCGGAGAAGAUGGCGACAGCGGUGGGCGUGCUCAACCGCCUGAGGAUCUCGUACUGCGAAGGGAUGCUGCUCAUCUGCCUUCGCGACUUCGCUGACCAGCCUCUCAAGCUGAAGCGCAACGUCAAAUCGCACAUGUCCUUCCUGCCCGAGCCGCUUCACGGUGAGUUGCCCUUGCCGCUGUCCACGAAAGUCGAGGAGGUCACGCAGGGCAAGAAAUGCCCUCUGGUGGCCCGGCUCGCGGCGGCGAGCGAGGCGCCGAGGGCGGCCGCGGGCGGGCCGCCCCCGGCCGGCGAGCGGGGCGCGGCGGAGGGCGGCGAGCACUGCGCGCGGGUGGAGGCGCUGCUGGUGGAGCUGUGCGGCCAGCUGGAGCUCGGGCAGCGCCGCGCGCAGGAGGCCCUCGCGGAGGCGCGCGCGGGCGGCCCCCGCGCGCCCCCGCGCUCGUCGGGCUGGCCGACGAGUUUCGCCGCGAGCCUCCGCCAGGACGCGCCGGCUUCCGGCGAGGGCCACCCGGCAGCUCCCCCGGGCAGCAGCCAGCCCGGCGAGGACGGCGGCCCGGCGGGGCCGCCGCUGGCCCCGCCGCCGGACCAGAGAAAGCCGUCGGUGGAAUCCGCGACGUGCCUGCCGACACUCAGCGAGGGCCAGCGGGCGCCAUCGCCGCAGCCGUCACCGUCACCGUCACCCAGACGGAAGAGGUCGCCGUCGUCCUUGAUGGCGACGCCGCCGCCGCCAGCGUCGCCUGCGCCCGGGGCCACCAGGGUCGGUUCGCUCGGCUCGGGCAGCAUGCAGAGCAUGAGGUCGGCCGCGUGGUCGCUCUGGGACGGCAGCAACGUCUCGAAGGAGCCGCAGCAGACGCAGGCGGACGCAACUGGCGCCAUCGAUCUGAUCCAGCAGGACCCGAUCAGCAAUUACGACCUCCAGGGUUUCUGGCUCGACUCAGCUCCGACGGCCUCCACUUCUGCCAACUGGAUAGCGAUGCCGUGGUCCGUGCGGAAACUCGCUUGCUUCGGCAGCGACACGUCGCCGGUGCGGCAGCGGGCGAGGAGGCUGGUGUCCAGCACAGGCUACGAGGUGUGCGUGAUGUUGCUGAUAUUCGCCAACUCCGCUUUCCUGGGCUGGCAGGUGGAGUACGAGGCCCACACCCGGAGGAAGCUGCCGCUGACCACCGAGCUGGAGGCCUUUUUCUGCGCUGUGUUCGCCCUGGAGCUGUCGAUCAAGAUAUACGCCAUGGGCUGCAUCUUCUGGACGGGGGGCGACGCAGCUUGGAAUUACUUUGACAUCUCCGUGGUGGUACUGAUGAUCCUGGACUUGAUUGGCAGCCUGACUCAGCGCUUGUCAGGACUGCGCAUCCUGCGCACCCUUCGGGUUGUCCGGUUCCUGAGGGCGGUUAGGCAGCUGAGGGUCUUCUCGCAGCUGCGGAUCAUGAUCCGGUCGAUCAUGUUCUCGUUGCGGCCCUUGCUCUGGGCCGCCCUCGUCCUUGCGGGCAUGGGGCCGGCGGAUUUAUUUGGGCUAAUCUUUACUCAGGCGGUGAUUGACCACCUGCGCGAGCACGACCUGUGGGAAGACAGCUCGAGCGCGGACCUGCGCCACUACUUCGGCACCCUGCACCUCUGUGCGCUCUCGCUGUUUGAGGCGAUGUCCGGGGGCAUCAACUGGGGUGAGCUCUUCGAGGCGCUGUCGCCCCUGAGUCUGAGCGUUCAACUCGUGUUCUUGUUCUUCGUCCUUUUCGCAUGGUGGCGGCUUUGGAACUGCAAAUGUCGUUACUGGGAUUUUUGUGGAGGUAGCCAGCCAUUGGGCGCGCAACGACAGCACCGCGAUAGAGCAGAUGGCUGCGGAGAAGAGGAUUGA
Molecule: messenger RNA, 3984 nt
Organism: Prorocentrum cordatum
Lineage: Eukaryota; Dinophyceae; Prorocentrales; Prorocentraceae
Source: the annotation of a GenBank genome assembly